AUGGAAGAAAUACCAAACAAACUAAGGUUGUAUGGAACUGAGGCAGGCCCUUUUGUUCGUAGAGUAAUAUGGGCUCUUAAACUUAAAGGUGUUGAGUAUGACUUUGUCCAAGAAGAUCUUUCCAACAAGAGUCCUUCCCUUCUGCACUACAAUCCCAUCCACAAGAUGGUUCCGGUGCUCGUCCACGCCGGAAAGCCCAUCACAGAGUCGGCUGUGAUACUCGAAUACAUCGAGGAAACAUGGCCUGACCCCACACCAUUGCUCCCCAAACAUCCUUACGAGAGAGCCAUGGCUCGUUUCUGGAUCGCCUACGGAGAUCAAAAGCAUCACGUAUUUCACAGCUUCCUUGCGUGCUCAGAGGAGGGUAAAGAGAAGGCGGCGAAAGACCUGCUGGAAAUGUUGAAGAUCGUUCAAGAUGAGGCUUUAGGAGAUCAAAAGUUCUUUGGUGGUAACACGCUUAGUUUGGUGGACUUGUGUUACGGUUGGCUUACCUCGUUGAAGUACGUGGAACGAGUCGUGGGCGUGCGGGUGCUGGAGCCCACGACUCUUCCAAAGCUGUACCGGUGGAUGCAAGAUUUCAAGGAAGAGCCUCUGGUUAAGGAGAAUCUUCCAGACUUGGAGGCGAAGUUGCCAGAGCUCGAAACCUUAAGGAAGCAUCUUGUGUCGACCAACAAGUGAUGGGAGUCUUGGAUAACACUUCGAGAGUCACUAUUUUGUUAGAGGUAGUUACCUUUCCCGGAAGUGCACUGGUCUCCUCACCUAAUCGAAGGCUGAUAAGAAUAUAUCGUCAGAAUAUCCCCAUAUCUCUAUUAUUCCAUAUAUUAUUGAUUUAGCAUAUCUUUCCAAUUUCUUGAUAAUUAAGUUUGGUU
This is a messenger RNA of Salvia hispanica, 869 nucleotides long. RefSeq names its product glutathione transferase GST 23-like. Gene Ontology annotation, cellular component: cytoplasm. Lineage: Eukaryota; Viridiplantae; Streptophyta; Magnoliopsida; Lamiales; Lamiaceae. Gene Ontology annotation, molecular function: glutathione transferase activity. The record is from RefSeq and is a predicted model, not a curated record. Gene Ontology annotation, biological process: glutathione metabolic process.